UCCAAACUCCCAUCUCCGCCACAAUGAGCGCCAAAUUUAAGCCCGAAACUACGCACAAAGCCGACGCGACCGCCCUCCUCGACGACCGCGGCUACUCCGGCCUCCUCAUCCGCGGCCAGAACCCCGCGCUGCUCUUCGAAAAGGCCGUACGCGACCGCAUCACAGAGUCCUACUACUGGAAGGAGCAGUGCUUCGGGCUGAACGCAGCCACGUUAUGCGACCGCGCCGCAGAACUCACUGCCAUCGGCGGGACAUACGGCGGCGUGGGCAAGCCGACGCCGUUCCUGUGUCUGGCGUUUAAGCUGCUACAGCUCGUGCCGCAGCGGGAGGUCAUACUCGAGUACCUAAACUUCCACGGGGAGGACGGCGGGGAGGACGGGGACGCCGAUGCUGCGGGGAAUGGCGAGAGCGGCGCCGUGCAGAACCCCCAGGCGUUGGGGAAGCGCGGGGAGUUCAAGUACCUGCGCGCUCUGGCUGCGUUCUACAUCCGGCUUGCGUGGGAGCCCGUGGACAUCUACACGACGCUGGAGCCAUUGUUGGCGGAUUUCCGCAAGCUGAGACGGCGGACGAGGGAGGGGUUUGCGCUGACGUAUGUGGAUCAGUUUGUGGAUGAUCUGUUGACGAAGGAUCGGAUCUGCGCGACGAGCCUGUGGAAGCUGCCGAGUAGGGCGAAUCUGGAGGAUUUGGAGAUGUUGGAGCCGAGGGUUAGUCCGCUGGGGGAUGAGGUGGAGGAGUUGGAUCGGGAGGAUGAGAUGGAGGAGGAGAGUGAUGGGGUGGUUGAAGAGCGGGAUGGGUCGUCGGAGAGGUCGCGGAAUGGGUCUGUGAGGCGGUAUUCUGACAGUGGGAGCGAGAAUGAUUAAAGCCUUUCAGAGGCACGGGACCUAAAAGAGAGAAAUGAUACCCCGGACCGUGUCCAAGGAAAGUCAAAGCAACUUGUUAAUGCACACAUCUCUAAACAGGGCAAAGCUGAUCAGGGCGUCAAGCUAUUCGACGAGAUAUUCCUUCAAGAGCCAAUAUAUCUUGCUGACGAAUAUCGAGGCGGCCUUGAGCGAGAAUCGGAGCGGCAUCACAUUAUAAGAAUGGCAAGAGUCGGCUCAUGCUACACGGCACAUGGGUGCUCCUCCUGAACCAAGCAUAACGUAAACAACCCUGAAGUAUUCGUCUACCAUAACGCCAAGAAUAGCACAUCUCAUCCGUAU
This is a messenger RNA of Mytilinidion resinicola, 1199 nucleotides long. Its product is annotated as PRP38-domain-containing protein. The transcript has a single exon. The record is from RefSeq and is a predicted model, not a curated record. The coding region runs from base 24 to 860 and encodes 278 amino acids. Lineage: Eukaryota; Fungi; Ascomycota; Dothideomycetes; Mytilinidiales; Mytilinidiaceae. Gene Ontology annotation, cellular component: precatalytic spliceosome.